Molecule: messenger RNA, 1409 nt
Organism: Galleria mellonella (greater wax moth)
Lineage: Eukaryota; Metazoa; Arthropoda; Insecta; Lepidoptera; Pyralidae
Exons: 2
Coding region: 152-904 (250 amino acids)
Biological process (GO): regulation of transcription by RNA polymerase II
Cellular component (GO): transcription regulator complex; nucleus
Molecular function (GO): DNA binding
Source: RefSeq, a predicted model, not a curated record
CACACCGCGGUCGCACUGUUGCCGGCCAGUAACAUUUUAGUCGCGUCGCACGCACGACGUCUAUUCUAUUUUUAAAAUACCAGUUUGUAAAAGGAACACAAUAGAGAAGUACAGUGUUUGCGUGUUUCCCGCUAAUAUUUCAUUUGUCGCAAUGAGUAUGGUCGAAGAGUUGAUCGACGAGGUUGAAAAAAGGCCAAUGUUAUGGAACAGGCGUCACCUGGCACACUCGAAUCGAGCGAAAGUGGACAGAGAAUGGGGAGUUGUUGCGAAAAUUUUGCGCAGUGACAAAUACAAAGUGAAAAAUAAAUGGCGAAAUCUCCGAGACCAGUUCUUAAGAGAAGCAAAGAAACUUGCAGUACCUUCAUCAGGCACCAAUGAUCAGCCCCUGAUAUCCUUCUACAAAGGCAAAUGGAUGUACUUCGAGAGACUUCUGUUCAUGAAGGAAACAGUUGAUGACCAAAUCAAAAAGAGAAGGAAUUCUGCUACAGAAGAUGCAGAAGAGGAACUAGAUUUCUCGAAGCAAGUAAAAUUGGAAGAAAUAUCAAUCACUGAACAUUCAUUGCCGUCUGAGUUUUAUAACGAUUAUAUGAAUUCGUAUCAACAAAUUUACAAAACACAAAUCAGCGAAAUGAAACUGGAACCCGAGGAACCAGAAGAAGUUACCGUUUGUCCAACAAUAAAAAGGGAAAAUGAUUUAUCAGAAAAGAUAACAGUCUCAGAUGACGAUAGAAUAAAAAAUGAAGUGGAAAUCGAUGACGAUAUGCACUUUGUGAAAUCUUUAGUACCUUUUUUGAGAAAUUUAACUCCUGUGAGAAAGUUAAUGAUAAGGAAUGAAAUACAAAGUUUGCUGAUGAGGGAACUUAUCAAUGAAAAUCAGAAAACUUGCAGUUGCAAUAAGACAUAAAUAUUGACAUUUGAAGUUAUAAUAUCUAAUAGUGAUAUAUUUUUUUAAGUUAAGAGAAAAGUGAUAAAACAUCGUUAUUUUAAUAACAUUCUUCUCUAUAAAUAACAUUCUUCUCUAUAAAUCCUUCCUAAGUAUUAAUUAUUGUUAUGUUAAAGAUAGUUGUACAAAAGUCGAUUGCUUGGGUACCUAUGUUCCAUUCGUUUACUACCGUGAAGCAGUUGUGUUUGCAUGGCUGUGUUUCGGUUUGAAGGGUGGGAUAUGGCGUGAAUUUACUGGGUACAGAGGAAUAACACCUGAGUCCUCAGAAAUGGCAACGCAUGGGGGUAUCAUGGGCGAAACAGUAUACUCUGUUAUGUCCAUGAUACUGCUCAUGUCUAUAGGCGACGGUUACCACUUUCCAUCAGGUGGGCCGUCAGCUUGUUUGCCAUUCUAAGUUGUUUAAAAAAAACAAGUACUUAAUAAUUGAAAAAUAUGAAUUCUCAUUAUCGUUCUUUUGUUUUCAAAA